AUGGGUCGAGGCAUGCCCCGCAAAUUGGACCUCGACGUAGCUAAUUUGUCGGAAGGAGAGGCGGCACCAGGAGAUGCUACACCUUAUGUUCAGUAUGUUGACAGCAGUACGGAUCCAAACUCCCUCUACGCCUCUACUAACGGCCAAAUGGCCUAUCCAGUCUACACAGUUGCAGACACAAUCUACAACGGUGGGACUACUUAUUACACAAACAGCACUGCAUCUGGUGCAGCAUUUCAGCAGGGUGGAGCAGGGAAUGGUGGAGGGGUUUUGGGGGCCAAUACAAGUGCCCCGACAGCAUACCUAAUCCAGACUGACCCUUCUGCUGUGAUCAACAGCACAAGUGCCCGACAUUCCCCGCAGAUGGAUGGAGUGGGAGUUGCAUCUUAUGUGGUGGCAGCUAGCAGUGAUGCUAAUGCUGGAGGCAGUGACGCUGGCUCAGGUCCUCUAGAAGCUGAUUCCCAGCAUAGCCUUGCUCAUGCCACUCGUGUCUCUCCUGUUACUGUUCAGUGGCUGGUAGAGAACUAUGAGACAGCAGAAGGGGUGAGCCUUCCCCGCUCUACCCUCUACAAUCACUACCUCAGGCACUGCGCUCAGCACAAACUGGAUCCUGUGAAUGCUGCCAGCUUUGGGAAGCUCAUCCGCUCUGUGUUUCUUGGGCUCCGAACGCGACGACUUGGGACCAGAGGAAAUUCCAAGUACCAUUAUUAUGGGAUUCGUCUGAAACCAACAUCAUCCCUGAACCACUUGGGACCAGGAGUGAGUGAGGGCGAAUUGAGAGGGGAUGGAGGAGGGAAGAAGGGGGGCUCCAAGGGGAGUGUUUCUGAAGAUGAAGGGGGACCCUCCACACAUUCGGCAGCAGCCACCAAUCCCCCCACUUCAUCAUCUGCCUCAGCACCUAGUGCCUCUGAUACAUCACCCAUGGGUCAAAGCCAGCACAACCAGUACUUGGGUGACCCAUCUGUGGCACUACCACCAUUUCCUGAGAUUGAGUUUGACCCUUCUGACACCUUGCCUGGAGAUCUCACAUUGGAAGAUGUUGAGGCUUUCAGGGCCUUGUACGAGGAGCAUUGUGAGAGCAUCCUGAAUGCAGUGGUGAAGCUUCAGUUCAGCACGGUGGAAGGACUUUGGAGAAGCUUUUGGCAAGGAGGGGAUGGUGAUGGUGGGAGCAACAGUGGUCCUCAGCACAAUGGAAACAACUCAAAUUCCUCUUUCACAGAGGAGCGCCCCCUGAACCAAGAUAGGAUCCUACGCCUUUGUGAGCUGCGACCCGUCCUCACCUUCAUUCAGACUGCAGACUAUAACUUCUACCAAGGCCUUGUGGAUCUUCUCAUCCCAGAAGUCCUGCGACCCAUUCCAAGUACCCUGACACAGGCAAUCCGAAAUUUUGCAAAGGGCUUGGAAGGCUGGCUGACAUCUGCAAUGGAGAAUGCACCACCUGAUGUUGUCCAUGUCAAGGUAUGUGCCGUGAGUGCAUUUGCUCAGAUGCUCCGUCGUUACACGUCCCUCAAUCAUCUGGCCCAGGCUGCUCGAGCUGUGCUGCACAAUUCCCAGCAGAUCCAGCAAAUGCUGGCUGAUUUGAACCGGGUGGAUUUCCAUCAUGUCCAAGAACAGGCCUCAUGGGUGUGUGACUGUGAGGAGGGUCUUGUGGACAGCAUCCAGGAGUACUUCAAGGCAACACUGCAGGAUCAGCCAGACCUUGAGCAUUGGGCCUCAUGGUUGAACACCGUCGUUGAGAGGAUCCUUGGCGAUGUCCGUCCCCCACGGCUUCCUCAUGCUGCCCGACAGUUCCUCCUCAAGUGGUCCUUCUACAGCUCAAUGGUGAUUCGGGAUUUGACCCUGCGUAGUGCAGCCAGUUUUGGGUCUUUCCACCUCAUCCGCCUCCUUUAUGAUGAGUAUAUGUUCUACUUGAUUGAGAACAAGAUUGCUCAAGCAACUGGCCAGACCUCCAUUGCUGUUAUGGGACAGUUCAUUGGUGGAGGUGGAAGUGCUAGUGGGAACGAGUCAGAAAAUCGCAGCAACACUGAGCAUGAGCCUGGAACAUCAUAUGCCUCGGGGAUCAACGUGCCUGGGACCGGUGCACCUGUUAACCACCUCAAUUCAACUGAUCUCAACCAUAGCAGCAAGCGCCAGCGCCUCAUGUGAGACACCAAUCAGCCUCCUUGGUGAACGAGUGUGAAGUGGGGUGAGGCCCAUCCCCUCAUUCCAUGAAUGAGGUGACAAACAGCAACCCAGAAAGUAUUCUUUCCAUCUUCACACAUCACCAGAAUAUGUCCUCACUAUUUUUUUUUGUCCUUGACUUGUGUGAAAUGCCUGUCCCUUUGUGUAGUUCUCCCCCACCUUACUUUUUCCCUCCAAACACAUCUUUGGAAUACUCGAUUCACCCCUAGUCACUGUCUGCAAUGUGAUUUGCAGGACACUGUGUGGUACAAAUUUCUUCAGAAACAGAAGAGAGGAACUUUAUGAAUAUGAUAUAUAUCUCUAUACAUGGCACUAUUUUCGUUUCACGUUUUCUUUCAUCGUGUAAGCAAUUGAUGGAUGUCCACCCCCUUUGCCUUGCUGUUAUUCUAUAUAACCUAGUAAAGGAGGAAAUCUUCAGGGAGAUUUCUUCUGUCUCCGUGUGUCUCAAUUCUGACCAGUGAUUGGAACGGUCCCAGUCCACUGAAUAUUCUGAUUUUUGCCUGAAUGAAAUGCAUUCGUUAAUGUGCUCCUUGUUGUUGAAUUGCCUUCAUCCUCUAUCCCUUUGCAGGA
Darwinula stevensoni is the source of this 2751-nucleotide messenger RNA. The record is from the annotation of a GenBank genome assembly. NCBI's taxonomy places the organism in Eukaryota, Metazoa, Arthropoda, Ostracoda, Podocopida, Darwinulidae.